CUUCCGAUCUUUCCACGUUGUACGACUUCGGUUGGCGCUGAUUUGUUGCGAUACAAACGGUAGAUUGACACAUCAGGAUGUCCGGUGAUGAGCAACUGUACUAUGUGACCCCCACUGUCCGGAGUGGUCCGAUGUCAAGACAGACUGGCUGUGAGGUCUACCUGAAGCUGGAGAAUCUCCAGGCCCCGGCCUCCUUCAAAAUUAGGGGAGUCUCAAACUUCUGCAAAAAGGCUGUGAGGGAACGAAACUGUCAACACUUAGUCUGUGCAUCAGGGGGCAAUGCAGGCAUGGCCGCAGCGUACGCAGCGAUGAAGCUGAAGACUAAAGCAACUAUCGUCCUCCCAGAGAGUACAUCAGCACAAGUUGCCGACAAUCUGAGACUACUGGGAGCAGAGGUACUAGUCCAUGGAAAGGUGUUCGACCACGCCAAUAAGUUUGCCAAAGAACUUGCAUCUAAGCCAGGUGCUGAAUAUGUUCAUCCAUUCGACCAUCCUGAUAUUUGGGAAGGACAUGAGAGUAUGAUUGUGGAAGCUGCGUCUCAGAUGCCGGUCAGACCUGACGUUGUGCUGACGAGCGUCGGAGGCGGAGGGCUCAUGGUUGGGAUUAUCCAAGGCAUGUGGAAGGUCGGGUGGAAGGAUGUACCGGUCAUUGCCAUGGAAACAGACGGAGCUAACUGUUUCAAUGCAGCCAUCAAAGCAGGGAAGCUAACCACACUCCCAGACAUAACAAGUGUUGCCAAGUGUCUGGGAGCUCUGACAGUUUGUUCACGUGCGUUUGAGAUUCACCAGAAGAAGGAACACAACAUCCAGUCUGUUGUAGUUGAUGACAAGGAGGCCGUCAGCGCCUGUCUCCGAUUUGCAGAUGACCAUAGAAUGUUGGUGGAACCAGCGUGUGGGGCAGCACUGGCAGCAGCAUACAGCAACAUCAUCCCUGCUCUGCAGCAGGAGGAACGCCUCGCCGAGGUGAAGACGGUGCUGGCAGUCGUCUGUGGAGGAGGUUCGGUCAGCCUGGACAUGCUGCAGGCAUGGAAGAAACAGUUUGACCUGUGAAUGUUGUCAUGGAAACUCAGAUGAACAGGUGUAAUGGUAGUUGCAAACAGAUGAUCCUGGUAUCAUUCAACCAAACACUACUUACAGAAAUGCUUUUUACUGCUAAUCAGAGGCUGUCUAUUGAAAGUAACUGUGACCAAUUACCAUUCUCUUAUACAAUUUAACCAUGGAAUGUCGGGUCCAAGGGUCACUUUGAUUCUAUUGACAAAUGGACCAUGAUUUCACUCAGGCAAUCACUACUUGAGAAAAUACUUUUUUUCUGACCAAUCAGGUAAAAGUAGCCAAUAAGGACCCUUCACAAAUGCAGUUUGAAAUCCAAAUGUCGAAUCAUCCACUCAAUUCACAUUGACAAACAGCAUUAACUAUAAUGUCACUCUGACAACAGGUACUAACCCAUACCUUGGCCAUUUCGAAGGUAUAGAAUCCAAUCAGCUCCCUCCACUUAUGAGGCAUCAUCAUCAUCAUCAUCAUCAUUAUCAUCAUCAGUCUUAGUGACUGCAAUUACUUUUACUGGUGUUUUACCUGUGAAGAUCCGGGUUAGAAUGUUGAUCUUCAGUAACCCAUGCUU
Messenger RNA from Haliotis rubra (blacklip abalone), 1617 nucleotides. RefSeq names its product serine dehydratase-like. The record is from RefSeq and is a predicted model, not a curated record. Bases 78 to 1049 code for a protein of 323 amino acids. Gene Ontology annotation, molecular function: threonine deaminase activity; L-serine ammonia-lyase activity. The transcript has 9 exons. Gene Ontology annotation, biological process: L-serine catabolic process; L-threonine catabolic process. Lineage: Eukaryota; Metazoa; Mollusca; Gastropoda; Lepetellida; Haliotidae.